This is a messenger RNA of Morone saxatilis (striped sea-bass), 350 nucleotides long. Its product is annotated as rho GDP-dissociation inhibitor 1-like. The record is from RefSeq and is a predicted model, not a curated record. NCBI's taxonomy places the organism in Eukaryota, Metazoa, Chordata, Actinopteri, Moronidae. Gene Ontology annotation, molecular function: protein binding; Rho GDP-dissociation inhibitor activity. Gene Ontology annotation, biological process: Rho protein signal transduction. Gene Ontology annotation, cellular component: cytoplasm; cytosol; membrane.
ACAUGGCUGAGGAUCAGGUGACUCCAGAGCAGCUAGCAGCCAUCGCCGCCGAAAAUGAGACGCCAGAGCCUGUGAACUACAAGGCACCGGCUCAGAAGUCGGUGAAGGAGAUCCACGAGCUGGAUAAGGACGAUGAGAGUCUACGCAAAUAUAAAGAAACCCUGCUUGGCUCUGGGGUCACUGAGGCUGAUCCCUCUGUUCCCAAUGUUCAAGUGACCCGGAUGUCCCUUGUCUGUGAAACUGCCCCCAACCCUCUGAUCCUGGACCUGCAAGGAGACCUGGAAGCCUUUAAGAAGCAGGCCUUCGUUCUGAAGGAGGGAGUUGAAUACAAAAUAAAGAUCAGCUUUAAG